This is a messenger RNA of Rhizophagus irregularis DAOM 181602=DAOM 197198, 604 nucleotides long. NCBI's taxonomy places the organism in Eukaryota, Fungi, Glomeromycota, Glomeromycetes, Glomerales, Glomeraceae. The record is from RefSeq and is a predicted model, not a curated record.
UUUUAUGGUUCACUGGCGGAUCACAAAUUAAAUAGCUUCAAUCCUAAAAAUACUUUGGAACUUCAGAAGCAAAUUUUUAUGCCUGAACAAAUGGAUCAAGACUUCAAUAGAUCAAGAGACUUUGACCGAGACUGGAUACGUAAUACUGUAUACAAUUUAUUGUUAGAGUAUGAAUCGAACGCUUUGAUGUCAGACCAUUUAGAGUUGUGGAUACUUGUUCACGUUUGGAACUUUACUUAUAAAGUUUUUAAUGAUAUUGAGGAAGUGAAAGUAGUCAGAGGUGAAUCGUGUAGCCUGUCGUCAUCAACAAGGAAAAUUAUAAAAGAACCAUUCCUGCAGUAGAUAAGAAAAGAAAGAUUCUUGAGAGGAGAAGCGAUAUGAUUAUUCGUAAGAUUACAGACGAAUAUAGUGCACAGAAGCAGGUCGACAGUUUGAAGGACAGAAUGGUACAAAAUUGUUACAGGAAAGAGGCCUGAAAAUGCCUAAAAUGAUGAAGGAUAUGUUUGAUCAACUCUGUAAAACUUUUGACCAAGAUGAAAAGAAAACCCGUAAACUGGAAACAAUUGGGUUCCUUUAUGCUGACUCACCAGCUGGAUAUAUAUGU